UGCUUUUCGCCACUUGCCUGAGCUUCUGAGGGCACUUGGGGAUUAUGGUCAUUUGUCAAAGAAAUAUUUGCAAUUAGAGGUGGUAUCUGAGGAACAAAAAACUGUCUUUGAGAGACAGAUCCGUGCUACUCUGAUGUUGUGCUAUGGACAAGCAGCCUUCGGGGCAAAGCCAGAGGAGAUGUUUGCAGAAGCAGAACUCUUUGUGACAGAGAUCCUGUUUCAGUUCCACAGCAUCUAUAAGGAUGAAGCAAUGAAGAGAUGCUUCUUGAAGUCUGUGGUGAUGAUAACCAAAGCACUUCACCACUGCAAAAAGGAAGACAUCCAUCUCCCUCAUAAAACUGAACUGGUCAUAUGCAUUAUGGAAGUGAUUGAUGAAGAGCCACUGGGGUCAUUCUCCAUUACAGUUCUGCAUCAGGCCAUCACAACAGUCUCCUAUCUGACUACCUUGAAGCCGCCAUUGGACUCAGUCAUCAAAUCUGAUCUAGUGUGCAAAAGCAUCGAGAAGGUCUACUCUCUGCCUUCUCUGAAGUUGACAAAACUGAAAGCUGGCAGCCCAACGUACCCAACUCAAACACAGGAUUUUUAUCAACAGACCAUCAAUGCCUGCAACAGCAUGCUCAUUGGCUUGCUGUCUGAGACCCCCAAUAUGGAAUCGUUACAGGAUAUAUUGAUAUACACAAAUGGCUGGAUUGAAUCCCAAAAAAACUACGAGCGGGAAAGGGCUGUUAGGAGCACCAACCACUUACUGAAGUUUGUUUCUGAACACCUGGAUUUCGAUAUAACCCAGGAAUUUUCCCUGUUAGGAAACCUGGUGGCACUCCUGUCCCUUCGCAUUGCUGACAGAGUGGAAGACAUUGGCAAGCAGGCUGCAGAGGCCAUAUACUAUCUCCACUACAUUAUCAUGGGCAAACUGGCUAGGGAGAUGGAGAGGAAACCCAAGAAUAAGAAAGGGAACGUUGUGAAAUGGUUCCGAGAAGAUUUUUUCGUUUCUGGGCCCUCUGUCUUCUUCAACAAUAUCUCAAAAGUUGCAAAGGCUUUUGGAGAGCACCUGGUCCCUGGCCAGAUCUCGGAGCUUGUACUCAGAGCGAUUGAUAAUCUUACACAUGAAGAGAAGGCAAUCUCUCAGACAGCCGGUAUGCUGCUGAGCUCCUUCCUAGAGGAAUGCGGGACAGACAUGGAGGACCUGCCCAUGAUUAUCAAGGAGAUUUACAACCAUCUUCCUGUCAUCAAUGAUCCUAUCACCAAAGAGGAGACCCUGAAAGCCGUGCGCAACUUAGCUACGAAGCGUCUGAAUGGAGUAGUAGACAUCCUUCUUGAAUGCUCACUGGAAUAUGAUAACAGCAGCAUAGCAGAGAUGUGGAAGACCCUGGCCUGUGACCCAUAUUCGAAUAUCAAGCUUAUAAGACCACUGCUCAAAAGGCUGAAGGAUGAAGACCCUCUUUCAGAUGUCUGCAACAGACGUCACAGCAAGUCUCUCAUGCCUAUUGCGGCUACCAAUGCUUUGUGUGUGAUCCUGUCCUUACCGGAGUCUGCGGAUGCAAUCCAGGGCAAAUUUCCCCACCUGCUCAUUGCUCUGGUCACUCAAAUCUACUUUGUCGUUGGGACAGGAAGGAGAGGAUCCAAGAGGCUAAGUAAUGCCGAGUUUCCUUCCACCCCACUAAGCUCUGCCAUCCAGGCUCUGAAAAAUCUAACUGUUUGUGCUGGCUAUGAAAAGGAGUACAACAUUCUGGGAAUGCAAAGCUGUUGGGACAAGCUGGCCACCCCAGAAGACUUCUUUGAAGGCGUUCUUCAGCUGAUAAGGACUUUGUUUGCAUUCAACAAAAUGCACCUGAAACUGACUUUCAAACAGGCCAACACAUACAUGCGCCGUCCAGAUGUUAAGGAGAGGACCGUUGGGAUGGCCUUCUUCACUGAGGAUGAAGCUCUGGAACCCUUCCUCUCUCCUCUGCUGACCCAUGCCUUAGGUUCAGACAGGAUGACUGCCAAGGAGUCCAUUAAGACCCUCCAAAUUAUGUUCCGGCACUUGGACCCAAAUAAUUUUGCACCCAUGAGGAUGGCCCUCAUCCCUCACCUUCUGGGGUACUUUAAUAAUGAUGACAAUGAAUUGCGAGUGUCCUCCAUUGGUCUUUUUGGGAUCCUAUUGAAGAGGAUCAAAGAUCGCUCCAAACAAAGCCUGAAGGAAGAAGUUUUCAAAGCAUUUGUUCCCCUUUUAAUUCAGCUGAUGGACCCCUGCACCCGCGAAGUCUCUAAGGACGCAUUGGCCACCUGUAUCAGCUCCAUGAACUGGGAAGAUGUGCCCAAAGACGUCAAAGAGAUCGAUCCCAAUGUCAGCCUCUUCUAUGCAUAUAAAAACAUCUGCAAGUACCUUGUGCAGAAAAACAGGCAAAAGUUGCCAGAAAUGGCAGCCCAGAUGACAGAAUAUCUGAGGAGCAGGUUUACGUCCCACCGACAGGCAGCGGCCAUCCUGAUAGGGUGCAAUGCGCAGUACAUGAAGUCUGAUUUGUCCGCAAAAGAUAUUGAAGAUAUUUAUAUAGCUCUCCAGGAGCUCCAGGCAGACCAUGAACCCACCGUGGCCAAGAUUGCUGCCGAGGCCAACGAGGAAUUUCUGAGACACUGCGGGCAUUGGGUCAAUCCUAAUAUUCUCGCCAGCACAUCUAUCCAGAGAAGCAGCAAUGCGAGUGAGACCAGGAAGUAAAAGGACCUUGGGAAAAGCAGACUACUCCUUGCUGAGAGCCACAGGGAGAAGCCGUGGAGACCGGGCUGGAUUAAGACAUGCUGAGGCCCUAAACUAUGAGGUCAUUCACAGAGUUGGUAGGACACCGUUUUUGCUUUUGUGAAUGACCUCUAUGUGAAGCAUGAGACCCUAUCGCAUUUUUUAAAAUGCAUUCUAA
Molecule: messenger RNA, 2891 nt
Organism: Hemicordylus capensis (graceful crag lizard)
Lineage: Eukaryota; Metazoa; Chordata; Lepidosauria; Squamata; Cordylidae
Product: maestro heat-like repeat-containing protein family member 1
Exons: 21
Coding region: 134-2695 (853 amino acids)
Cellular component (GO): cytoplasm
Source: RefSeq, a predicted model, not a curated record